GCCCUGAGGUUUCAGGACCAGACCGGGGCUGCUGCAAACCCUAGCUGCAAUACUCACCCUCCUGACACUGUAUCAAGACAGCAGCAGAUUCAUCACAAAGGGGAUGAACAAUCAGUACGUCCGCCGGGAGGUCUUCUGCCGGAACACCUGUCACGAGCUCAAACGCUUCUGGGAAAGGGAAAUUGGCAAACAGACUUACUAUCGAGAAUCAGAAGAACAUCGCCUGGGAAGAAGUGCACUCAGAAAGCUCAGGGAAGAAUGGAAGCAGAAAGUGGAAACAAAGCUGAGACUACGCAACAAUCCAGAUGAGACAGAAAAGCAGGCUAACGUUGGCCAAGAGCUGCAUUGACACCAGAGGAUACAAAGCACUGAGGUUAUUCUGCCAG
Bubalus bubalis (water buffalo) is the source of this 386-nucleotide messenger RNA. RefSeq names its product family with sequence similarity 240 member A (gene FAM240A). The record is from RefSeq and is a predicted model, not a curated record. The transcript has 3 exons. Bases 104 to 349 code for a protein of 81 amino acids. Lineage: Eukaryota; Metazoa; Chordata; Mammalia; Artiodactyla; Bovidae.